CGUGACGCGCGGCCCUGCAGGAGAAGAAGAGCAGCAGCAGCAGCAGCAGCAACAGCACACAUCUCCGCACAAUGCAGCCAGGAGCGUCCAGCGAUCUGGCGUGCGGCUCGUUCUGAGAGACGUGUAUAUAUAUUUAUGUUUGUUGUUGUCGUUGUGCUUAACGGGCUCGGGAACCCCGGUGCAAAAGGCGGCGGAGACCCUACCGGAUCACGCGAUGUGUGGAUGGACGGCGCGCACUACUUUGACUCUUCGCCCUCUCCAAGCGGACUAUGAGGUCCCCCCUCCGAGUGAAACUUUGUCGGAUCGCGAGUGGGAAUCGGUAAGCAGCGCGCAGACCCCGCAACAUGGCCUCGGCUGCUAGUGCGCCCCCCGAGCCUGGGACAGGAGAGCCCGACCGGCCGAGGCUAACGCGGAGGACCCGGAGGGACUCGAGCCGCGAGCCUCCGCAGCCGCCGCCGCCGCCGCCGCCUCCACCGCCGGAUUUGGACUACCUGCAGCGGCCGAGCUAUUGCGACGCGGGCUUCGCUUUGGAGCAGAUCUCCCAGGGCAAGGCAACCGGGAGAAAAGCGCCGCUAUGGCUGAGAGCAAAGUUCCAGAGACUUUUAUUCAGGCUGGGCUGCUACAUACAAAAGAACUGUGGAAAGUUUUUGGUGGUGGGCCUCAUGAUUUUUGGAGCGUUCGCGGUGGGCUUACGGGCAGCUAAUUUGGAGACGGAUGUGGAGAAGCUUUGGGUAGAAGUGGGUGGGCGUGUGAACCAGGAACUGAAGUACACUCGGCAGAAGAUCGGUGAAGAGGCCAUGUUCAACCCUCAGCUCAUGAUCCAGACGCCACGCCAGGAGGGAGCCAGCGUGCUGACGGUGGACGCGCUGCUGCAGCACCUGGAGUCAGCCAUGCGAGCCAGUAGAGUUCAUGUUUACCUUUACAACCGACAAUGGAAAUUGGAACAUUUAUGCUACAAAUCAGGAGAACUAGUCACGGAAACACAUUUUAUGGAUCAGAUCAUAGAAAAACUUCAUCCCUGUCUCAUCAUCACGCCUCUUGACUGUUUCUGGGAGGGAGCUAAGCUCCAGUCUGGGAUGGUCUAUUUACCAGGUAAAGACCCUUUGCAGUGGAUCAAUUUUGACCCCAAGGACUUCCUCGAGGAUCUGCGGCUGGCACACUUUCCUGUGGACAGCUUUGAGGACAUGUUGGAAAAGGCCGACGUUGGCCACGGCUACAUGGACCGACCCUGCCUGAACCCCGCCGACCCCGACUGUCCCCUCACUGCCCCCAACAAGAACUCCACCAAGCCUUUAGAUGUGGCGUGGGCCCUGAGCGGCGGCUGCCAUGGCCUGUCCAGGAAGUACAUGCACUGGCAGGAGGAGCUGAUUGUAGGUGGUACCACCAAGAACGGCAGCGGACCUCUGCUCAGCGCUCAGGCCUUACAGACCAUGUUCCAGCUGAUGACUCCCAAGCAGAUGUUUGAGCACUUCAGGGGCUACGAGGAGGUUUCCCACAUCAACUGGAAUGAGGAAAAGGCCGCGGCUAUACUGGAGGCCUGGCAGAGGAGAUAUUCUGAGGCUGUGUUACAGAGUGUCGCAGCUAACUCGUCCCAGAAGGUCUUGUCUUUCACCACCACCACCCUGGAGGACAUUCUCAAGUCCUUCUCCGACAUCAGCGUCAUUCGAGUGGCCAGUGGCUACUUGCUGAUGCUGGCCUACGCGUGUCUGACCAUGCUGCGGUGGGACUGCGCCAAAUCUCAGGGGGCCGUCGGGUUGGCGGGCGUUCUGCUGGUGACGCUGUCAGUGGCGGCGGGCCUCGGCCUCUGCUCUCUACUGGGCAUCACCUUCAAUGCCGCCACCACACAGGUGCUGCCAUUUCUGGCACUGGGUGUGGGUGUGGACGACAUCUUCCUUCUCGCUCACGCCUUCAGUGAGACGGGACAGAACAAGAGGAUCCCAUUUGAGGACCGCACAGGCGAGUGUCUGAAGAGGACCGGGGCCAGCGUGGCGCUCACCUCCAUCAGCAACGUCACCGCCUUCUUCAUGGCUGCCCUCAUUCCCAUCCCGGCGCUCCGGGCAUUCUCCUUACAGGCUGCAGUAGUGGUGGUGUUUAACUUUGCCAUGGUCCUGCUCAUCUUCCCAGCCAUCCUCAGCAUGGACUUGUACCGACGAGAAGACAGACGCUUUGACAUUUUCUGCUGCUUUUACAGCCCAUGUGCCAACCGUGUGAUCCAGAUGGAGCCUCAGGCGUACCUGGAUGGAUCAGAUGGGAGUCGCUACAGCCCACCGCCGUCCUACCGCACGGCACUGCCGUUUUACCACACGCCUCCUCCCAGCUACAGCCCGCCGCCCUCCUACAGCAGCCACAGCUUUGCCCAGCAGACCCAGAUCACCAUGCAGUCCACGGUGCAGCUCCGGACCGAGUAUGACCCCCGCACGCAGGCUUUCUACACCACAGCUGAGCCCCGGUCUCAGAUAUCCGUGCAACCCAUCAACCCACCUCCCGGCCGGAGCAACCCUCGCAGCGACUAUUACAACAAUAACAACAGCGGGAGGCGGAGUCACCGGACAGCUCGAUACCGUCACUCUGGGCCUCCAGCUGCUGCUUCAGGUGCAGUCCCUCAGCAGGAUUCUGCUUCAAGAAGCAGCCAGAGUCCAGAGAAUAACAGCUCCACACGGGACUUGCUCUCCCAGUUUGGGGAGGCCUCGCUUGGCCUAAGGUGCAUGGAGCCUCCCUGCACCCGCUGGACACUGGCUUCUUUCGCAGAGAAGCACUAUGCUCCUUUUCUGCUGCAGUCCACCACCAAGGUGGUGGUGAUCGCGCUCUUUCUCUGCUUGCUGGGGGUCAGCCUAUAUGGCACCACCCAGGUGCGCGACGGCCUGGAGCUGACCGACAUCGUGCCGAGGGAGACCAGCGAGUAUGACUUCAUCGGCGCCCAGUUCAAGUUCUUCUCCUUCUACAACAUGUACGUGGUGACGCAGCGGGCCGACUACGCUCAGAAGCAGCCGCUGCUGUACCAGCUUCACCGCAGGUUCCGGACCGUCCGCUAUGUACUGAAGGAGGACAACGGACAGCUGCCCCCCAUGUGGCUUCACUACUUCAGGGACUGGCUGCAAGGUCUGCAGCAGGCAUUUGACAAGGACUGGGAGGCCGGCCGCAUCACUCUGAACAGCUACAGGAAUGGCUCGGACGACGGCGUCUUGGCGUACAAGCUUCUGGUGCAGACAGGACGCAGAGAGAAGCCCAUCAACUCUAACCUGCUGACCCGUCACAGGCUUGUGGACGCCGACGGGAUCAUCAACCCCACAGCCUUCUACAUCUACCUGACCGCCUGGGUCAGCAACGACCCGGUUGCCUAUGCCGCGUCACAGGCCAACAUUCGCCCGCAUCCUCCCGAGUGGCUCCACGACCGCACCGACUCUAUGCCCGAAACGCGCCUCAGCAUCCCCGCUGCAGAGCCCAUCGAAUACGCACAGUUCCCCUUCUACCUCAACGGGCUCCGGGAGACGCCGCAGUUCGUGGAGGCCAUCGAAAGCGUGCGAGCCAUCUGCGGCAACUACAGCCGCCAAGGCCUGCCCUCGUACCCCAACGGUUAUCCCUUCCUCUUCUGGGAGCAGUACGUCAGUCUUCGCCACUGGCUCCUGCUCUCCAUCAGCGUGGUGCUCGCAUGCACCUUCCUGGUCUGCGCCCUCUUCCUGCUCAACCCGUGGACCGCCGGCAUCAUUGUGCUGGUGCUGUCACUCAUGACAGUGGAGCUGUUUGGCUUCAUGGGGCUGAUGGGAAUCAAGCUGAGUGCCGUCCCCGUGGUCAUCCUCAUCGCCUCGGUGGGCAUCGGGGUGGAGUUCACCGUCCACGUGGCCCUGGCCUUCCUGACAGCCAUAGGGGACCGCCACAAGCGGGCAGUGCUGGCUCUGGAGCACAUGUUUGCGCCGGUGCUUGACGGCGCCUUCUCAACGUUGUUGGGCGUUCUGAUGCUCGCCGGCUCGGAGUUCGACUUCAUCGUCAGGUAUUUCUUUGCAGUACUCGCCAUCCUAACAGUUCUGGGAGUUCUGAACGGACUGGUCCUUCUUCCCGUUUUGUUGUCCUACUUUGGGCCCUAUCCUGAGGUGUCUCCAGUGGAUGGUCGCAGCAGGUUACCCACCCCAGAGUCACCGUCUCACAUGGUCCGGUUUUCGGUCCGUCCCCACCCCGCCGCUUCGGCCUCGGCCACCUCAGGUGCGGCCUCGGACUCGUCGGACUCCGAGUACAGCUCCAACAGCAGCGCGUCAGGCGUCAGCCAGGAGCUGCAAAACGACAACCUGCCCCCACACAGGGGGCACGCUGAAGCCGAAGAACAACAGCAGCAGUACCACCUCCACACCAGCAGAGGCAGAGUAACCAGGACGGAGGAGGAAAGGAGGGCGGGAUCGGGGCACAGGCGCUCAACCAGGCAGCCCGAUCCCCCAACUUAUAAUGUGUCCUCGUCUCAGGGCUGUAAUGCUGGACCUGGGCCCAGCGGUCCCCAACGUAACAGGGACCCCAAGGGCCAGCAGCACCGGCAGGCCCCGCCUCCAGGCCGCCCGCGCACGGACGCUUUUGAAACCUCCCCCGAGGCCGGCGCCCACUUUGGCGCCCACGGCCACAGGGAACACUCGGCGGGCCACCGGGGACGCACCCCCCUGCACCGCCCCAACCCUUACGGUCAGCCCAUCACCACGGUGACGGCGUCGGCCUCCGUCACCGUUGCCGUCCACCCCCCCGCCUCAUCCUACCCGGGAUACGCUGCGACGGACGCUUAUCGCCAGGAGGAGCCCCAGCCCUCCUUCCAGGAUCCCCACGUACCCGCGGACCCCCACGUGGAAGGCAGAGGGAGUACGGUGGAGGCCAUGGAGCUCCAGGAUCUGGAGUUUGAGGCAGCUGACAGCAACAGUGGCAGGCGGGCCAGCUGAGUGUGUGUUCGUGUCACGGCCAAAGAUGAACUAUAAGCAGAUGACCUGGCCCGGCCCGGCUUGCCCAUGGUCCUAAUGCCUUCCUUUCAUGGUGCUCAUUGUUACUGUAACCCCGUGGUCUCUUGUCUUAAAAUAUUUCUAUAUAUAUUUAAAAUGAUGUAUACAUAUGUAAAUAGGAACAAAAAGGUAGCUUUGUUUAGGAAGGAGAGAGAGUUGUGCACGUCCUCACGUUAACAGACUGGGGCUGCCAUUUUAUAUGGUGUGUGUCUAUGGUUGUGUUUGUGUGUGUGAUUCAAUCCCAAUAAGUUGACCCGGUUUGAACUAUGCAAAUGUAGGAAGGAGAACAAAGACGUGGUUUGGUGGGUAUCGCAGAGUUAGCGAUAUGAUAUUCCAAUAUACUCAGCAAUAAUUGAUAUAUUGGGAGAAAAUCAGCUAUGCAUAUAAAUAUCAAAAACAUUAUAUAAUUUAAUACAAAAUACCAUUUCUGAUGCAAUUGGUUCAUUGGCAAAAUAUUAUUUUGUGAUACUAUUGGCAUUGUCAGCAAAUUAUUGUCUCAAGAUACUAUUAAUAUUGCAAAAAUAAAAUUUUGUGAUACUAUUGGUAACAUUAACAAUAUACUAUACAAUGAUACAGUUGGUAUUGUGAUGCUAAUAGUAUCAUUGGCAAAAUAUCAUAUCGUGAUACUAUUGGUAUUGUUGACAAAAUAUAUUGUGAUACAUUUGGUAUCUUUGGCAAACUUCUGUAUUGUCAUAUGAUCGCUAUCGUGAUACUAUCAUGAUACUUUGGUAUCAAUGGUAAAAUACUGUACCAUAUUGUGAUACUUUUAGUAUUUUUGGCAAAAUAUAAUAAUAUUGUAUAACUGGUCAAAUAUAGUAUUGUACUAUUGGUAUUGUGAUACUACAGUUAUCCUGGGAAAAAUACUGUAAUGUAAUGUUAUUGGUAUUGUGAUACUAUUAAUAUUGUAGACAUAAUACCGUAAUAUGAUACUAUUGAUAUCGUCAGAGUACCAUAUUGCGAUUCCGUGAUCCCCACCGCUUCCAUGUAUGUAUGUUAGCUUUGUAAUGAUCAUUGGAAACAUGAGGGAAAUCGUGGUUAGCAUUGUUUGCUAGUCCAAAGUGUGCGUGCGUAUAAAACGUGUGUGUGUGUGUGAUUGUUGUACAAAGGUACACGUGUUGAACUAUGACAUCUUAUCACAAACCUGUGGUAGUUUUUGUAACAAUGAUGUUUUAACUCCACACGCUAUGCGUGCUAUUUAAGACGAGCAGAUAUGAAGACAUUUUUUUUAAUGAAGCUGGUUUUUGUUUGUUUGUCUGUUUGUUUGUUUGUUUGUUUUCAAGUCACUGCCUCAACAUUGGAACCUGUUUGUGCACUCAGCUUCUCUUAUUUGUGUUUGUUUUUGCAUGGAGAAAAGGGUGGGGAACCUUAAAGUCCUAUCAGUGGCCACUGAAGGUUUUAUAUAGUCAUCCGAGGGCCAGAGGUGGCAAAAGUCGUCACAUUCUGUACUUAGAAGUAAGCAGAAGUACAGGCCCUUGUGUAAGAAAAAAAAGAAGAAGUGUUGGUUUAUCUCCUGUCAGUAAGUAAAAGUCAAAAAAAGUACACUCUGACAUGUUAAAAGAUGGCUAUUUACUGUCAAUUAUAUACAAUACCUGUUUUGAUAACAUGCUCAAUGAAAAUGGUGCACCUUUGUGCAAACAAAAUAGUUUCUUUCUUGACUAACAAAACUGACUAACAAAAAAAGGCUAAAUUAGCUAAUGAUAACACCUGAGGGUCGCAUCAAAUGCUCUUAUACGACCCACAAGCUGCAUGUUCCCCACCAUUUACUGUAGAAGCUUAUGUCUUGUUUAACCUUACCUGACAACAAACAGGUUAGUUUUUUU
Molecule: messenger RNA, 6787 nt
Organism: Phycodurus eques (leafy seadragon)
Lineage: Eukaryota; Metazoa; Chordata; Actinopteri; Syngnathiformes; Syngnathidae
Gene: ptch1
Product: patched 1
Exons: 24
Coding region: 345-4910 (1521 amino acids)
Biological process (GO): smoothened signaling pathway
Cellular component (GO): plasma membrane
Molecular function (GO): hedgehog family protein binding; hedgehog receptor activity; smoothened binding
Source: RefSeq, a predicted model, not a curated record